UCCCCACGUUACUAGCAGUAUGGCAGCCCCCGUGAGCACUGUGGGUAAACCCUCAACUGAGCGGUCGCCGUUCAAUACUACGAGUUUUCAGAAGAAAACGAGGACCAAGUUAAUCUCCAUACCUGGUACCAGACCAUCGGUUCAGAAUGGACAACUCUUAGUGUCGACCGGUGUCACGUCGCUCGACUAUCUGCUCGGUGGCGGGUUAGCAGUUGGAACAGUACUUCUCAUAGAGGAGGACCGAUAUGAUAGCUACUCUCGUAUGAUCUUGAAGUACUUCCUGGCAGAAGGAGUGGUGUGUCGACAUGAACUUUUUGUGGCGGCGGCUCAAGAUAACCCAGAUGACAUCUUACAGGAACUUCCUGCUCCCAUCUUGGACGAUGUUGCUAUCCACAAACCAGUGGAACAGCCCAGGCUGUCUUGUGAACCUCAAGACAGUUUGGAUGCCAUGAAGAUAGCCUGGCGCUAUCAGAAUCUUCCAAAAGUACAGAGUGCCUUGGCAUCCUCAUCCCGGUUUGGGCACUACUAUGAUGUCUCCAAGACGAUGGAGCCAGAAAUUCGCCAGGCAGCCAAGUGCCACUGCUUUUACCUUCCAGAACAUCCCACCCAGUCAUCACCCACACACAGUACCAUGCUUGAGUCCUACUCUGCGCUGCUGAAGUCACUUCAAGAGGUUAUAAACAGGGAGGGCUUUGAUGUCGCAGCCCCCAUGACAAAGUCGCGUAACAUCCUGCGAAUUGGGCUUCACUCUCUUGGCUCGGCUCUGUGGGGUGAUGACCUGAGUUGCCACGACAACCCUAGAAAUGGCCACGCCCUCACUACCUUUCUCUAUGGACUGCGUGCUUUGCUGAGGUCAUCGCUAUCAGUUGCAGUAGUUACUGUGCCUUCACAUCUCAUCCAAGACAGAGCUCUAAUGGGCAGCAUAACCAGGCUAUGUGACAAUGCCAUAGCCCUGGAAUCAUUCAAAGGCUCUGAGAGAGAGACCAACCCACUCUACAAAGAUUACCAUGGUCUGCUGCAUGUACGUCAAGUUCCUCACCUAAACUGUCUGGCGAGUAAACUCCCCGACCACAAAGACCUGGCCUUUAAGCUCAAAAGAAAACAGUUCACUAUUGAGAGACUGCAUUUGCCUCCAGACUUGUCUGAGACGGUGAGUCGUGUGAGCAGGGGAGAGCUGGCAGGAGCGGCCACGGUGGCUUCAGCCUGUGGCUCUGGAAGUUCCGGCAAAAAACACCUGGACUUCUAGAGCUCCCACACAGUCGCCAAGGGCAACCAACACCUGAAACGCUGCGGCGUUGUCCUCUUUACCAUGGUGACCAGGUUGUUCCCUCGCCCACGUAAUGUCAACCUCAAUAACCCUGCAAGCCAUUACCACCUGCCAACUGUCCCAGCCAGGGGUGAAGAUCUAAACAUCAACUAUAUUUCAAGUUUUUUUAAUAUAAACAUACAGUACACUCACAAAUUGACAUUUGCACGUGCCAUUCUGCUAUGAGAAGUUCAUGUAACUUAUAUGUGUGGCCAAGGUUGAAUACCUACAGUUUUCUUUUUUUCACUGUAAGUUGCAAAAAUGUGAGCCAUUUAUGAAGGUUUAUAUGAUUGGCAGGGUGAACAGUACGUAACCCAAUUCAAAUGCAAGAUGACGGGAUUAUUCAAAGGUGUAGUCAGAACAUUAGUAUAGCAGCAAUCAACUAUUUACAAUGUAAAGAUAUGGUGGAGCAAAUAACGAAGUCACACUCCCUCUGUGUUUGUUGUGAUCCAAACUCUGUGCUUUGUUUACGUAGACGGGCCGCCCACUCGUGCAUUGUAGUGCACGUGAUUCUCUCUGUGGUGCCCAGCUGGCUAGCUAAUGGCCGCCGCUCUUCACUGCGCUCAUACAGCGGUUACCGCGCUGUUAGCUGCUAGCCGCUGACUCAGCCAUCUUGAUGUUUAGAGCCUGUGGACGCAAUAGAAAUGCUAAAAACGUUGUACAUUUUGUUUAUUUUUUGUUGUGCUCGGUCUCUGGGGAUUUCACUUACAACUAAAGUGUCAUUAUGAAAUAUUUUUUAGUCUACACAGACUCUCACUCUUGGCAAACAUUAAAUAAUUGAACUGCCUUGUCCCUCGCUUUGAGCGUACUGUACAACCAAAGUGGCCACUCCUGACUAGCUCCUCUAUGUACAAUAGUAUUCUUUUUCUUGGAAAAUGUAAUAAAAUGUGCUUUUCUUUAGUUAAAUAAAAGCAAAUAAAUACACAA
Molecule: messenger RNA, 2233 nt
Organism: Cyclopterus lumpus (lumpfish)
Lineage: Eukaryota; Metazoa; Chordata; Actinopteri; Perciformes; Cyclopteridae
Gene: elp4
Product: elongator acetyltransferase complex subunit 4
Exons: 10
Coding region: 20-1246 (408 amino acids)
Biological process (GO): tRNA wobble uridine modification
Cellular component (GO): elongator holoenzyme complex; transcription elongation factor complex; cytoplasm
Source: RefSeq, a predicted model, not a curated record